CGCUGAGUCAUACCCUGAACGGUUUUCAGGUAACACCAGUGAACCGUAAAGUUGUCUGUCCCGACUGUCCCGUCUUAGAUCACACACCUGCUGAAGUCAUGCCGUCUGAAAGGGCCAUGAAGACAGGGUCCGCCUGCCCCCCUCCCCCCGGACCAGGUAAACUCCGUCUGUACAGUAUGAGGUUCUGUCCGUACGCACAGCGGACUCGCCUGUUCCUCGCUGCCAAGGGAAUACAGUUCGAAACUAUCAACGUCAACUUGAAGGACAAGCCAGACUGGUUUCUUGAGAAGGCCCCGCUAGGCAAGGUGCCUGUACUGGAGAAGGAUGGGAAGAUUGUGUACGAGUCUCUGGUCUGUAACGAGUACCUGGAUGGGAUCUACCCCGACAAAUGUGUCACUCCCAGCGACCCUUUGGAGAAGGCACGUCAGAGCAUGGUUCUGGCUCUGUGGGACGCGAAGGUGAUUGGUUUCUACUACAAGUUGAUGACGGGGAAGGAAGACGAGCGCCCAGCCCUGGGCAAGCAGUUCCUCGACGGCCUCCAGUUCAUCGAGAAAGCCCUGACACAACCGUUCUUCUCCGGAAACAAGGCCGGUGCGCUGGACUACAACCUGUGGCCGUGGUUCGAGCGACUCUGUAUGCUGAAACCCAUCGGUGUGGAGCUCUCCGUGGACAAGUUUCCUCAGCUUACCGCCUGGAUGGAGCGUAUGCUGCAGCUGCCUGAAGUCAAGACCUGCUACUUCUCACCGGAGGCUCAUGCCCAGUUCGGUAAAUCCUGGAUGGCAGGCAGUCCUGACUACGACAUUGGAUUGGAGGAAUAAACACUGUACAUUGGCUGCCUACACUGAUUGAGUGCCAUACAUUCCAUCUAAUUAAGAGAAGAGAAGAGAUGUUUAUCUUAAAAGGCAUAUGUGUCUUGUGAUUGAAGCUAAAGAGUAAGCUACAACUGGUUAUUGGACACCAAAGAUUUAAUGCUGCUAUCAAGAUCUAUGUAUCGAUCUAUCAUCUUUAAGCUUGAAGUUGGAACUCAUGUGUGAACCUUUUACAUCUAUCAGUUCAUUCACUGGCCAUGGGAAGCUUUCGUGUAUAAUUAUGUUUGUGAGACCCCCUCCGAAAGGAUAUGUUUAUGACAAGAUCAUGUUUAAUCUUGUAAUUUUGUAGUAAAUUUGAAAUAAAUGGUAAUUUGGCUGCUUGGCUGUAGCUGUGUAUGGUAAUAUCUAGAGUUCUAGACAGAACUUCAAUAUGAAACUUGUUGAUACACUUUAUAAAUAGGUUCUAGCUCAUCUCAGAACAAGUGCACUUUUAAAAUGCUGUAGGACUUACUAAGCCCUUGCUGGUUGAAAAUUGGACAAACAAUGUCACAAAAUGUAUACACAAAGGCCCACAUCACCAAUGUAUCAAGUUCGUGGUAGCCUGAAAUAAUGACCAUUGUAAACAUGAUUUUAUGACGUAUGUUGUACAUAGCGCAUAUAUGGUAUUCAAGUAUACCAUCGGGAGUAAAGUUUCUUGGUAACGCUUAACGGUGAAUUCGGGAUAACAAAUAACGCUUGACGUAUACUAUAGCAUUACAACGACCAACAACGCUUCACGAAUAAUAUACCGAUAGCGCUUAACGUUGAAGUAGAGCGGGUCGGCAACGUUUAACGGAAAAAGGCAUGUAGACCCUCGUCAAUAUGGGUAUACUUACUUGUGAAAAAAAGACAUUUCUCCAUCUUGCAUUUCCGCACCCCCAUGAGAAAGUGGGAUGCUCAGCUUGAUUGUUUUUUAUAGCCCGAACUGCUGAUGGACCCGUCCAAAGGUGCUGGUUGGGAGGGGGUGACAGGCCACUUGCAGACUGACCUUGAAUAGAAAGUUUCUCGGAAAUGCGUUUAAUAUUGAU
Molecule: messenger RNA, 1876 nt
Organism: Branchiostoma floridae (Florida lancelet)
Lineage: Eukaryota; Metazoa; Chordata; Leptocardii; Amphioxiformes; Branchiostomatidae
Product: glutathione S-transferase omega-1-like
Exons: 4
Coding region: 99-818 (239 amino acids)
Biological process (GO): glutathione metabolic process
Cellular component (GO): cytoplasm
Molecular function (GO): glutathione dehydrogenase (ascorbate) activity; glutathione transferase activity
Source: RefSeq, a predicted model, not a curated record